Culicoides brevitarsis is the source of this 1571-nucleotide messenger RNA. RefSeq names its product UDP-N-acetylglucosamine transporter (gene Ugalt). Lineage: Eukaryota; Metazoa; Arthropoda; Insecta; Diptera; Ceratopogonidae. Gene Ontology annotation, biological process: pyrimidine nucleotide-sugar transmembrane transport. The record is from RefSeq and is a predicted model, not a curated record. Gene Ontology annotation, molecular function: UDP-galactose transmembrane transporter activity. The transcript has 4 exons. Gene Ontology annotation, cellular component: Golgi membrane. The coding region runs from base 343 to 1371 and encodes 342 amino acids.
UGUACCUUAUUGUGUUUGUUCAAACUCAUCACAAUUUUUUGUGAUUUUAAUGAGAUUUCACGCAUUUAUCAUUAAUUUUUGUGAUAAAACCUCGUCGUUGUUGACAUCCCGCAAUAUUUUUCAUUGAUCUCCGUGACGUGCAAGAGUCAAAAUCCACGAAAAAAUCGAAUCUUCUUGGAAUGUUUAGAUAAAAAAAAGUCAAAAGAUAUCCGAAGAAAGAUACUCAUAUCAAGUGCAACGUCGACAAAAAUGGAUUGUCUACAAAUGAUCUCAUAAAAGGAAGGACGUUCUCGUAGAAGCAGCCGAAUUUUAGUUUUUCUUAAUCUCAUUCACGAAAAGAAGAUGAGAAUGAAUCAAAAAACCAACAACAAUCUCAAAUUUUUGAGUCUUUUCACGCUCACGGUACAAAAUGCCGUGUUGGGACUCAGUAUGCGUUAUGCCAGAACCCGAAGUGGGCCCAUGUUCUUAUCUUCAAGUGCCGUUCUCAUGUCAGAACUCGUAAAGUUACUGACGUGUCUAAUUGUCGUAUUUUGGGAGGAAGGCAGGAGUUUUAAGCGUUUCAAGGCUGCCAUUAACAACACAAUUGUCCGUCAACCGCUCGACACACUGAAAAUUUGUGUGCCGUCGUUCGUGUACAUCGUUCAGAACAAUUUGCUGUAUCUUUCGGCGUCGCAUUUGGAUGCCGCUACUUAUCAGGUGACGUACCAACUCAAAAUUCUGACUACGGCAUUUUUUGCCGUUCUUAUACUGCGUCGUCGACUGCUGCCGACCCAAUGGGGCGCUUUGGUGUUCCUCAUUUGUGGCGUCGUGCUUGUGCAACUCGCAAAUGGAGGUGAAACGCCCAAACCGACGUACGGGAUGCCCGAACAGAACCGCUUAGUGGGCUUUAGUGCGGCAUUGGGAGCUUGUGUGUUGUCCGGUUUUGCUGGAAUUUACUUUGAAAAGAUGCUCAAGGGUGCCGACAUCAGCGUCUGGAUGCGAAACGUUCAAUUAAGUUUGCUCAGCUUGCCUUUUGGACUGAUUACGUGUUACGUGAAUGAUCACGAAAAAAUCGCGGAACACGGAUUAUUUUACGGUUACGACUAUUUUGUCGAUUAUUUGGUUGUGUUGCAAGCAGGCGGCGGUUUAAUUGUCGCCAUGGUCGUGAAAUAUGCCGAUAACAUCCUAAAAGGCUUCGCGACGUCACUGGCGAUCAUUAUUUCGUGCAUCGCGUCAAUUUACAUCUUUGACUUUGUACUGACGUUCCAAUUUGCCGCCGGAGCAGCUUUAGUGAUAUUUUCCAUUUUCAUGUACGGAUACACGCCGAAGAAGCCGGGCGUUGGAGUGCCAAUGAACGAGACGGAAAAACAACUUAUGGAAGCAAAAGUCUAGAAAAAAAUCGUACUUAUAAAAAUAAUUAUUGUAAAUAGCAAAAAAAAAAUCCUCUCAAUUUAUUUACCUUAACCAAUUUACACUGACUUUGUGUAAAAAAAACACGAAAAAUGUCACAAUUUUAGGAUUAAAAGUUUUUUUUUAAGUUUUAAAUUUUAUCAAAAGAGAUUUCGAAUAUCUUGGAAAUAAACUUACUUAUG